Schistosoma curassoni is the source of this 1545-nucleotide messenger RNA. The record is from the annotation of a GenBank genome assembly. NCBI's taxonomy places the organism in Eukaryota, Metazoa, Platyhelminthes, Trematoda, Strigeidida, Schistosomatidae.
AUGCCUCGUCAAACAUCAAGACUACCAAAGAUGAUAUCAUCUUCUAGGUCAACUUCAAUCGUGAAAAAAUCUGUUUCUUCUAAUUCAUCUCCCACAUUUAAUACUUCAGACAUACUUCCCAAACCUAAUGAAGGUGAAUAUUAUGAAGAUGAUGAACAAAAAACUACUAAUACUAAUACUACUACUUCUGUUAUUACAAUUACUACUGUCAAACCGAAACUAACUGCUCAAACAGAAAAAAUAUCAGAACAAAAAUCAUCUAAUCAAUUAAAGCCAAUGUUGAAAAAAACUAUUGUAUACAAACAAGCACCAUCAUUAAAUUCAUCAGAUGAAUAUUAUGAUGAUGAAAUUACAGAAACUACAUGGGUUAUUAAAUUAGGUGAUAAAAAUGUAACCGAUAAAGAUAUGCUUGAUUUUAUUAAUAGUCAAAUUAAUGGUGGAACAUUGUUACAAAAUAAUUCGACAAAACUUAAUACUACCUCCUCAGAUAAGAAUAAUAGAGAAACUGAAACAUCAUGGUUUUCAGUACCUGAAACAAAAAAUAUGAAUGAAAAAUGGAUUUCUCAAUUCCUUGAUAAUGAUAAUGAUAUAGAUAUAUCAGGGAAAAAUCGAUAUGGAAUUGCCUCAAGCAAUACAACACGUCAAUUAGUAUCUAAAAGUUUUUGGAUUUCUGAUGAUUUUGAAAAAGAAUUAAAAGAAAUGGACUUUUUAGGAAUGUUACGUAAUUCAACUGAAUUAAAUGAUAUUAUCAAUAAAAAAUUGGAUUUCUCUUCAUCAUUUAGCCUCAAUGACAAUUCAACUACAAAUAAUCAAAUAAAUUUAGAACUUGCAAUCAAUAAGUUACUCUUGGUAACAUUAUGUCUACAAAUCAUCCCAUAUGAAUGUCAAAUUAAUGUUGUUACUAAAGAAGUUGGUAACAGUGCUUUGUCCAAUGAAUCAACAAAUACCUCAUCAAUUUCUAAUCCCGUGAAAUCAGUUUCACUUCAUUUUUGUCGUUCAGCAAGAGGGAUUAAUCAGUCUGAUCCGAACUCUGUACCUAAGAACACAAGUGAUGUUAGAUGUAAUAUUCCAAUUGCACAUUUAAGUCCAAAAGGUCAUGAGCUUAAGUCUAUAUCCAUUAAUUUUGACGCUAAAUGUUUACCGAAACCAAAUCCAUUAUUGCAAGGUGAAAAUGUCAUCAAAGUUGUCGGACAUUCACUACAAUCAAAUGUAAUCAAUAUGAGAAAUGAAACAAAAUAUCAUUCAGCAAACAUUACACAUACAAAAUAUGAUCAACCUGUCAAUAUACAAGCAGGUUCACAAUUCGAUUUCCCUGUGGAAGUAAAUCCUAAAUCAGUUUUAGACCUCUAUUCUGAUAUGAAAAAGAAGCGACUUGCAAAGCGAAUCGUAAAAAGAAAAAAAAUAAGAUAUGGAACACGCAAAAGAAAACGUAUUCGUAAAUCAACAUCCAUGGAAAAAAUAAAAGAACAUUUACAUAGACGAAGAUGGAGAAUUAGAAGACGACGAAUAGGACCUCGUACGUCCAAAGAUCAUCUACUUUGGUAA